CCUGUUCCCACAGACAAGAGUGAGAUCGCUCAUCGGUUUAAGGAUUUGGGAGAACAACAUUUCAAAGGCCUAGUCCUUAUUGCCUUUUCCCAGUAUCUCCAGAAAUGCCCAUAUGAAGAACACGUGAAAUUAGUGAAUGAAGUAACCGACUUUGCAAAAACAUGUGUUGCUGAUGAGUCUGCUGAAAACUGUGGCAAAUCACUUCACACUCUUUUUGGAGACAAAUUAUGUGCCAUCCCAAAUCUUCGUGACAGCUAUGGUGAACUGGCUGACUGCUGUGCAAAACAAGAACCCGAAAGAAACCAAUGUUUCCUGAAACACAAGGAUGACCAUCCCAACCUGCCCCCAUUUGUGAGGCCAGACCCUGAGGUCAUGUGCACCUCCUUUCAGGAAAACGCUGCUACAUUUAUGGGACACUAUUUGCAUGAAGUUGCCAGAAGACAUCCUUACUUCUAUGCUCCUGAGCUCCUUUACUAUGCUGAGAAGUACAGCGCCAUUAUGACUGAGUGCUGUGGAGAAUCAGACAAAGCUGCUUGCUUAACACCCAAGAUUGAUGCUCUGAAGGAGAAAGCAUUGGCUUCAUCUGUUCACCAAAGAUUGAAGUGCUCCAGCUUGGAGAGAUUUGGACAGAGAGCUUUCAAAGCCUGGGCAGUAGCUCGUUUGAGCCAGAAAUUCCCCAAGGCUGACUUCGCAGAAAUUACCAAGUUGGCAACAGACCUUACCAAAGUCAACGAAGAAUGCUGCCAUGGUGACCUGCUUGAAUGCGCAGAUGACAGGGCGGAGCUUGCCAAGUACAUGUGUGAAAACCAAGCAUCUAUCUCUAGCAAACUUCAGGCUUGUUGUGACAAACCAGUGUUGAAGAAAUCCCACUGCCUUGCUGAGGUGGAAAAUGAUGUACUUCCUGCUGACCUGACUUCAUUAGCUGCUGAUUUUGUUGAAGAUAAGGAAGUGUGCAAGAACUAUGCUGAGGCCAAAGAUGUCUUCCUGGGCACGUUUUUGUAUGAACAGGCAAGAAGGCACCCUGACUACUCUAUUGCCCUGCUGCUGAGACUCGCUAAGAAAUAUGAAGCCACCCUGGAAAAGUGCUGUGCUGAAGCUGACCCUCCUGCAUGCUAUGGCAAAGUGUUGGAUGAAUUUCAGCCUCUUGUAGAAGAGCCUAAGAACUUAGUCAAAGCUAACUGUGACCUUUUUGAGAAGCUUGGAGAGUAUGGAUUCCAAAAUGC
Molecule: messenger RNA, 1223 nt
Organism: Cricetulus griseus (Chinese hamster)
Lineage: Eukaryota; Metazoa; Chordata; Mammalia; Rodentia; Cricetidae
Source: RefSeq, a predicted model, not a curated record